Exophiala aquamarina CBS 119918 is the source of this 1566-nucleotide messenger RNA. RefSeq lists its product as uncharacterized. The transcript has 2 exons. The record is from RefSeq and is a predicted model, not a curated record. Lineage: Eukaryota; Fungi; Ascomycota; Eurotiomycetes; Chaetothyriales; Herpotrichiellaceae. Bases 1 to 1566 code for a protein of 521 amino acids.
AUGCCACCCUUCCCUGGCGAAGAGACGUUAGCAACGGUAUUCGUCGACGUACAUAUUUACUUCGCCGCUCCCAGUCCACGUCCCUUCCUCCAUCGAUUUGACAAGUCAUCUUACUUCUAUAUCUACUUUAACUCUACACGAAACACCACCCGCAUUGAGCUCGCUCUUCAUCCUGGUACUCCAGACCAGGCAGCUUUCAAUGGCUUUCUCGAUACUGUCAAGAUCGCCAAUAGCUCGCAUUUCCCUACCAAGGUGACGUUGGAGGUCGAUGGUAUUUCUCAGCCUGGCUCUUCUCCCUCCUCUGCUCGUGGUAGAGAUCCGGACGAAUGGCGCUUAGCCAGUGCGGACCCUAGAGACGCUGGGACCACCAAAUAUAGAAUACAUACGAUCGACUUGUACUUCUGGAUGCAAGAGGAUGCGAAGCUGAUUCUGGACAUCUUCGAGAGGUUAUUAGAUCGCCAUCAGCUGGAUUUAGACGAAAUAGAUCCAGAACCAGACUCGGGCCACCACGAUGUGGUCAGUCCCGUCGUUCAGAACCUGGAGAAUGUUGCCAUAUCCGAUCCAGCAUACCAUAAGGGCAAACACCAGGAGGUCAAUGUACCGCAGCCUCACGGUGCGCAACUACCACCGCCGCCACCACCUCCUCCGACACUUCAGGCUACACCUCAGGCCCAGCAGCCUGCUAGUGACGCGGACCCUUCGGUGAAGGGCUUACAACCAGAUCAAAAUUAUACCCCUCUAGCUUACAAUCCAGCAGCUCCUGCUGCCCCAGAGCCCAUUGCACACCGUGAGGACACCCCACCACCAGUUGAUGGUGAUGACGGAACAGGGCUUUCGGCGGCCAUGCAUGACAACCCGUACGCACAUCAGCCGCCGCCGCCGCCGCAGCAGCACUAUGGCGUACCUCCAGGCCCUCAGCCAGGUGCAUACGGGCAUUAUGGAUCUCCUCCAGGCCAGCCUUAUGGCCCUCAUACUACCAGUCCAGCACCUCCCUCCUUUGGGCCAAACGCAGGAUCUCAACCGUCAUUUGGACCCCACGCAGUGCCUUCACCACGCACGUCAAUCGGCACUGGCUUUUCACCUCCACCUCCAAAUGCGACCAGUCCGGAUGGCAGUCGACAUCCUUCACUCGCUGCGCAAACUUACUCACCAAAUAGUGGCGACCCCAACGCUCACAUUUUCGGCCAGCAACCUCCGGUGCAAAGUCCAGGAGCCCAAUUCUAUCAGACUAUUACCCAGCCCCACAAACCUCUCCAGCACGUACACCCCCAGUACCCAGACUACUUGGCUUCCGGUCAAGCCGCUCCACCCCAACCUCAGGGUGGCUACUCAAGUUAUCAGUAUGGUCAGGCUGCUCAGCAGCAGCAACCUUCAGCAACGGCUGGAAACCCCUAUGACGUGCACAGUCAGUUCUACCGGCCGACUGAAGAUGAGCAUCAAACACGCCACCAUUCUAAGCCAUCAAGAACGUCGACCAGCUCCCAGCAGCAUAGGCCAGGUAAUGUGGAAAAGGUUGAGAAAAGUAUGGGCAGAUUCUUUAAGAAGAUUGAAAAGAAGAUUGGUUGA